Messenger RNA from Phalaenopsis equestris, 2392 nucleotides. Its product is annotated as adenylosuccinate lyase-like. The transcript is spliced from 10 exons. The record is from RefSeq and is a predicted model, not a curated record. NCBI's taxonomy places the organism in Eukaryota, Viridiplantae, Streptophyta, Magnoliopsida, Asparagales, Orchidaceae. Gene Ontology annotation, biological process: IMP biosynthetic process. Gene Ontology annotation, molecular function: N6-(1,2-dicarboxyethyl)AMP AMP-lyase (fumarate-forming) activity. Bases 495 to 2141 code for a protein of 548 amino acids.
UUCAUACUCUAUUCCUCUUCUGUUAAAUCUCGGGUUAGGAAAGCCGUGGGAGAUGGAUUCCGGGAUUUAGCAGAGUUGAUGUUCGCGAGAGGGAGGAAGGUAGGGGUUACCUUCUUCGAUGUUUUUGGGUUGGAGCAAAUGUGUAGAAACGGAGAGAAGGAGGUCCACACCGCCGCGAUCCUGUCGUUGCCUUUCUAGCUAGCUCCACUCGCAAAUGUGUAGCAAGUUUCGGUCGCUAAGUCGUCGGGAGCAGGGCGAAGGAGAGCCAGGCGAAGUUUUUGGGCAAAAUCGGGAGUCGGCAGGCUUCGGUGGACAGAAGAGGCGAGAGAGGUGAGGUUUGUUUGAUGCCUUAACCCGUGAUCGACCUUCUCUAAAUAGUCGCGGGAAGGCGGACCUCAUCUCCGCCGCAACGCACACACUUCUAUUGCGAAGUAUCGUCUUGUCAUUUACUCCUGUUAACAAUCCUAAUCUCUCUUUCCAAAAUCUAUACCUCAAUGGAAGCUGGAGCUUCUCUCGCAACCACUACCUCCCUUCUAUCAUCACCUGCUUCGCUUUCUUCCGCCGCCAGCAACUAUUGUUCAAGACGGGUUUCAAUCCUUCCCGAUCGUGCGUGGAACACUUUGGCUGUUCGAAGGAUUACUCCGUUGAACUCUUGUUGCAAAGUGUCCAUGUCGACGAGCAUCAAUACUUCUGGAAUGGAGAUAAGGCAGAGUUUCAAGGAAGAGUUUCAUGACUCCGGAGACUUUAGCAUUAUGGCUUUGUCACCUUUAGAUGGACGCUACGUACAAAAGACCAAGAGUUUACGUCCGUUCUUUAGCGAGUAUGGGCUGAUUCGUUUCCGAAUUAUGGUUGAGAUCAAGUGGCUAUUAAAACUUUCAGAAAUUCCUGAGAUUGAAGAGGUCCCAAACUUAAGCGAGGGUGCCCGGUUUUUUUUGAAAGAUUUAAUUGAUAAUUUCUCCAUAAAAGAUGCCUUAGAAGUGAAAAAGAUUGAGGCGAAAACUAACCAUGAUGUUAAGGCAGUAGAGUAUCUUCUGAAGCAAAAAUGUGGAGCCUGUCCUGAGGUUGGUGAGGUACUAGAAUUUUUUCAUUUUGCAUGCACAUCCGAGGAUAUAAACAACUUGGCUUAUGCAGUUUCACUCAAAGAGGCGCUUAAUAGUGUCGUACUUCCCGUAAUGAUCGAGCUAUGUAAGGCAAUAUCUAAAUUGGCUAAGGAGAAUGCAAACAUACCAAUGUUGUCUCGUACUCAUGGACAGCCAGCUUCACCAACUACAUUAGGGAAGGAAAUGGCAAACUUUGCUGUCAGAUUAAGCAACCAAGGGAAAAUAGUUUCUGGAGUUCGUAUAUUAGGGAAGUUUGCUGGAGCUGUUGGAAAUUACAAUGCCCAUAAAGUUGCUUAUCCCAACAUUAACUGGCCAACUAUAGCAGAAGAGUUUGUAACAUCUUUGGGGGUCGGAUUCAACCCUUAUGUGACGCAGAUUGAGCCUCAUGACUACAUUGCGAAUUUGUUCAAUGCUAUUGUCCUAUUCAACAACAUCUUAAUUGAUUUCAAUAGAGAUAUUUGGAGCUACAUAUCAUUAGGUUAUUUCAAGCAGAUAGCUAAGCCUGGGGAGGUUGGUUCUUCCACCAUGCCUCACAAGGUUAAUCCUAUUGAUUUUGAAAACAGUGAGGGCAAUUUGUGCUUAGCAAAUGCUGUCUUAUCUGCUCUUGCCAUGAAGUUGCCCAUUUCGCGCAUGCAGAGGGACCUAACUGAUUCCACUGUUUUGAGAAAUAUGGGAGUUGGUUUAGGUCAUUCUCUCCUGGCUUAUUCAAGCACUUUACAUGGGAUUGGGAAACUUCAGGUUAAUGAAUCUCGUCUUAAUGAGGACUUGGAGCUCACUUGGGAAGUACUUGCAGAACCGAUACAAACCGUGAUGCGUAGAUAUGGUAUCCCUGAACCAUAUGAGAAACUGAAGGAUUUCACAAGAGGAAGGGCUAUCACCAAAAAUAGUAUAAGAGAUUUUAUAAAGGAUUUAGAUUUGCCUGAGAAGGCUAAAUCAGAGCUGCUGGAGCUCACUCCUCGGUCUUACAUAGGAGAAGCAGAGCAAUUGGCACAAGUCGUGGAUCAUGCAAUUCAUUUGGUGAGUGGAUUCAGAUUACAGUAAAAACUUAAAAAGUUUUUCAUUGAGAAAUUCUUGCAAAUUUGCAAUUAAUAAUUACUAUAAUAAUAAAUUUUCAGUGUCUUUUUUUUCUAUGUUUUAUGUAUAAUGUUUCAUAGAGAAAAAUGAUUCAUGUAGCCAACCCCACUUACUGGGAUGAAGGUUUUGUUGUUGUUGUUGCAAGUAUAAUGUUUUGAUACUUGGCUGGUAAUUAUAAGGAUUUGUAUUUUUUUAUGUUAUGGAGUGAAUUUUACGAG